AUGUUGUUCUGGAGGAGAGACGGAGAGGAGCUUCAUGAGGACGUGGACCACGGAGAGAUCCUCCACAACCACGAUGGAACCUUCCAGAAGAGCGUUGACCUGCACGUUUCAUCAGUCAAAGCUGAAGACUGGGGGAGGUACAGCUGUGUGUUUCAGCUCUCUGGUGUCCACGAGGACAUCGUCACCAAACUGGACCCAAAAGUGAUCAAGACCAACAGGGGUGUUCACACCUUCCAGGUGAUGGACGGCUGUGAAUGGGACGAUGACACUGGAGUCACUAAAGGUUUUCGUCAGUAUGGUUAUGAUGGAGAAGACUUUAUAGCUUUUGACCUGAAGACACUGACAUGGAUCGCUCCAAUACCACAGGCCUUCUUCACCAAACAGAGUUGGGAUGAUGACAGAGCUUGGGUGGCACAAACACAGAACUACCUGUCCAACAUUUGCAUUGAUUGGCUGAAGAAGUAUGUGAACUAUGGGAGGAGCACUCUGCUGAGAACAGAGCUUCCCUCGGUGUCUCUCCUCCAGAAGACUCCCUCCUCUCCAGUGACCUGCCACGCUUCAGGUUUCUACCCCAACAAAAUCAUGUUGUUCUGGAGGAGAGACGGAGAGGAGCUUCAUGAGGACGUGGACCACGGAGAGAUCCUCCACAACCACGAUGGAACCUUCCAGAAGAGCGUUGACCUGGACGUUUCAUCAGUCAAAGCUGAAGACUGGGGGAGGUACAGCUGUGUGUUUCAGCUCUCUGGUGUCAACGAGGACAUCGUCACCAAACUGGACCCAGAAGUGAUCAAGACCAACAGAGCUCCAGGUUCUCCCUCAGAGUUUCCCACUGGUGCUGUUGUUGGAGCUGUUGUCGGCCUGCUGGCCCUGGCGAUCUGCAUCACUGCAGUCAUCAUCUGGAAAAAGAGAAACAAUGGGUUUCAAAGAGCGAAAACUUCGGACAGUUCGGACGGUUCGGCUUCAUCUGUCGAAGCUGCACCUCUUAACUGAGCACAGGAGAAUCAGUGAAGAUAAGACGGGUGGUGGAUUCCAGGAAGUCAUCAAGGCAUCAAAAUAUAUUUUUCUUUCUUAGAGAACAUGUGCACUAAAUUAAAU
Messenger RNA from Myripristis murdjan (pinecone soldierfish), 1095 nucleotides. Its product is annotated as BOLA class I histocompatibility antigen, alpha chain BL3-6-like. The transcript has 7 exons. Gene Ontology annotation, biological process: immune response. Gene Ontology annotation, cellular component: external side of plasma membrane. The record is from RefSeq and is a predicted model, not a curated record. NCBI's taxonomy places the organism in Eukaryota, Metazoa, Chordata, Actinopteri, Holocentriformes, Holocentridae. The coding region runs from base 1 to 990 and encodes 329 amino acids.